GUUGAAAAUUGGCAUGUAGAAAACUGAUACAUGUAGGAUUCAGGAUAUUCCUGGUUUGUAUGAAGUUAAACUUAAGGCAUAAUGAAACCAGAAAAACUAUUUGCAGACUUAAUUGUAUUGAAUAAACUAUUUGUGUUUAUCACAUUACAACUGUUUGUUGUCUCAAUCUUUGGGAAACAAACACCAACCAGUAUACAAGACUGUUCCGACUUUUAUGGAUUGAGUGGAAAAGAUAGCGGUAUUGCAUUAAAAGAUUUGCAAAAUGAUUGUGAAGAACAACUGCUCAAAAUGAAACCAACUCAUCAUAACCCAAGUAACUUUACUGCCGAAGAGAAACUUUAUAUCUCUUCUCUAUUUCGGCAGUUAACAGCAGAAACAUGGACUAAUACUGAAAAUAAGCAACAUUCAAACAGGUUCAAAAGACAUGGCAAGUAUCGUGCUCGAUACAGAAGAGAAGUCCGCAGUGCCCCACAUCGUCAUUGGGAGAGAUACGUCGCUGGAGUCAGAAGACUUAAGUUUGACAUGAGUGGCGGUGGGGGAAGAAGCCGUUACGAUACAAUAGCAGAUAUACAUGGACUUGCAAUGAUACAGGCUCACAGUGGACCAAACUUCUUGCCAUGGCAUAGACUUUAUCUGUUAAUAUACGAAACUGCAUUGGGUGUACCGAUUCCUUAUUGGGACUCUUCACUUGACCAAGAAAUGGCGGACCCGACUAAAUCUAUUUUAUGGACAUCAAAAUAUUUUGGAAAUGGAUUUGGUGUACUUGAAACUGGACCGUUUGCAGGAUUUCAAACUCCAGGUGGCUCCCUCAUCCGAAAUAUUGGUUCCGACGGAAUGUUGUAUGAUAAAAGGCUUAUACCAAGAAUUUGGUCAAAAACAAGGUUGAGAGAAAUAUCAGUUCCAACAUCUGCACCCGAUGACGGUUUAGAAGAACAACAUAAUGGCGUACAUAUAUGGGUCGAUGGUACCAUGGACAGUCUCGUUCUGGCCCCUCACGAUCCGAUAUUCUGGUUGCAUCACUGUUUUGUUGAUUAUAUUUGGGAAGUUUUUCGAAUGCUUCAGGUGUCACGUGGCAUUAAUCCAGCUUUUGAUUUCGUUCCAUCAAACAGGACAGGGCACGGUGUAGAUGAAGAAGCCUUUGGGAUAGAAGGAUACACUAACAGAGAUGGAUAUUUAAAUAGUAUUGCACGUCUUGUUCAAUACGACCCAACGCCAAAAUGUCCAUAUUGUGGAUUUAGUACCGAUUUGUAUUGCGAUGAGACCACUGGGUAUUGUGUAUCACGAGAGCAACCUCAAGGAACCUAUCAAGGGAAUCGAAUGUUAGCUGGAAAAAUUGCCAGGGAAAAUGGUCUUGCUGAAGGCAAAUUUGGUCCAGUAUUUGAACGUUUUAGAUGGGACAAACGAGUUCGUCAUGACUCUGUCACUCAGCCAAAGAAGAAAAAAAUAAUAGUCUGGGUUAAGAAAAUGAAAUAUAAACGUGAUAUACAUCACAUAGUGGAACCAUAAAAAAGAAAACGAUGAUUCAAAUUAGUUGGAGUUUUCAUUAAACAGUGGUUUUAAAUAGAUAAAUGAUAAAUGCAUAUUGCAUUAAACUUUUGUAUUUUAAGAAAUAUACAUGAAUUAUGUUAUAGUAUAACAAACUGAAGAGUGUCAGAAUUAAUCAAAUCUUUUUUGCAAUCCUGACACCCAAGUGUGUGCUUAAAGAUAAGAAAAACCUUACGCCUAAAAAGUAUUCAAAUAAAAAAACCUCCCAAUAUUAAAAAGAAAAGAGUAAAAAUAAGCAUCACAUUUCGAAUUACAAAAAUACUCCAUCAGAAGUAUUAAGAAUGAAUGAUAUCGAUCUACUCUGAGUUCACUAAAACAAUCCUGAACGUAAUACAAUUAAAAAACAAACCACAAGCUUGAUUAAAUAUAAAAUUCAAAACUGAUGCUUUUAUAUUAGGGCUGACUGCUGUAUUUUUAUUGGCGUAUACUCGAGAUCCACCUUUGUUAAUUUGCUCUAGAACUUUUAAAAAUUGUGUCAAAUUUUUCACUUAAAACCAUUAGGAAUGCAGAAAGUCGUCUCACAUCAGUGCAUCAGAUGAUACUGAAUAUAAAUUGCGACUAUACAUAUAUAUUUCUAAAAAAAUUAACUAAAUGAUUUUAAAUCAUAUUUUCCACGGCAGAACGUUUCUGUCGCCAGAGUUUUUCCAGUGUUGUUUACAUUUUUUGUACUCGUGUAUUUAUAUUUUACUUAAUUUGAACUUCAUCGUGGAAAUGAAUAUGUAUAUUCUACAUACAAUAUGUACUUACAACUACAUUUUUUAUCUGCGUCUGUCAGUUGACUUUUAAGUACGAAACCUUUUCUGUUGGUGUGUUUGUUCCACUUGUUUGUAUGUCUGUUCAACUUUUGAGUCAGUUAUAGAGUGUUAUAUGGCGUGAUAUAUGUUUACACAAUUUUUGCUUCUGGAGCAAAAUUAUUGUCACAUUAAUUAUAAUGUUUGUUUUAGGUUGACAAUAUAACGAACCCAAACAACAACUGUAAUACAAGUGAGAGGUUUAGCUAGCUAUAAAUCCAGAUUUGACCCAUUAUUGUUUGUGUAAAGUGCCCGUACCAUGUAAGGAAUAUGACAGUUGAUUUUUUUCACUUGUUCUGUUUGUUGAUAAAGCAUGAUUCUUUUCAGUGUGUAGGAACAUCUAUUUUUGGAUUAACCUUGAGGUUCAGUGUUUUUGUUUUACUUUUAUAUAAAAUAAUGUA
Mytilus trossulus (common blue mussel) is the source of this 2737-nucleotide messenger RNA. RefSeq names its product tyrosinase-like protein 1. The transcript has 4 exons. Gene Ontology annotation, molecular function: oxidoreductase activity. The coding region runs from base 82 to 1506 and encodes 474 amino acids. Lineage: Eukaryota; Metazoa; Mollusca; Bivalvia; Mytilida; Mytilidae. The record is from RefSeq and is a predicted model, not a curated record.